Serendipita indica DSM 11827 is the source of this 1521-nucleotide messenger RNA. The record is from the annotation of a GenBank genome assembly. Lineage: Eukaryota; Fungi; Basidiomycota; Agaricomycetes; Sebacinales; Serendipitaceae.
AUGCCAAAGCACUACUGCGAUUAUUGUGAUGUGUGGCUGACCCACGACUCUGCAGCGGUCAGAAAAGCUCAUAACAGUGGCAGGAACCACCUGAGCAACGUCAGAGAAUACUACGCUUCCCUCGGCCACGACAAGGCACAGACCAUUAUCGACCAGAUCACACAAGCGUUUGAGAGGGGUGGAGGACCACCUCCCGGUGGCUUCAACUUUCAAUUCCCCCCUCAGCCUGGUGGUCCCUUUGGUCAGCCAGGCUUCCCCCCUCCCGGAUUCCCGCAAGGGCCACCUCCACCCGGCAUGGUCCCUCCUCCUUUUAUGCCCCCGCCGGGAAUGAUGCCACCAGGUGCGAUGCCACCAUUUCCUCCUAAUGGCGCGCCGAAUGCAUUCCCUCCUUUCCCUCCAAACAAGCCUGCGGAUAAUGCUUCCGGAGGACCACCGCCAACACUCUCAACCAGCUACUCGAGUAGUUUGCGAGCAUAUUUGGCAACACAAUCAAAGACCCAACCAGCACUUCAGCUCGCUUUUGAACCUUCGCAAAUCUACAUCUCCGAGAGCACGUCUCCAAUAUGGAAUCUAUCAUUAGAAGACCUGCUCUUUCGACGAGCCCCAGCAGACAAGCCCCUUCUUCUCUUGUAUAGGAACACGCCUUGCGUCGUCAUCGGAAGGAACCAAAACCCAUGGAAAGAGAUUAAUCAAGCCGCACUGCGUGCCGCAAACAUUCCUUUUAUUCGUCGAAGAAGCGGAGGAGGCACUGUUUACCAUGAUCUUGGAAACACUAACUUUUCUCUCCACCUUCCGAGAACAUCCUUUGAGCGACGCAAAGGGUCCGAACUCGCCGUCCCGAAACGAUGUGUGUGUUGGAGAUUACAAGAUGAGUCUUUCAUGUUGCCCUUCUCGACAACUUAUCCAACACCUUUCCACGUCUCAGGUUCUGCGUACAAAAUUAUCAAUACACGGGCAUAUCACCACGGAACCAUGCUCCUCAACGCACAGACGUCUGAUCUCGGCACUUUGUUACGGAACACGAAAGAAGGCAUGACAUUGGGACGCGCUGUUGCCUCUGUUCGCUCCCCCGUUCGCAACAUUAGCCAGGUCAAGAAAGAUGUUACUCAUGAAGCCUUUUGCAAAGCCCUAUGCCAGGCGUUUUCUUCAAGAUUUGGUGGCGACGGUCGGACUGUGCACAUUGGGGAAUCGGAUAUCAACAACAACAUGGCAUAUCGCGCUGAGAAAGAUUACAUUGCAAAGAGUAUGGAAGAGCUCGAGAGCUGGGACUGGAAGUACGGACAGACUCUCGAGUUCACACAUGUAUUGCAAGGCACCUUGAACGGAAGCACUGUGCGAGCCGAGAUUAUUGCAAAGCACGGAAUCAUCACAGCGUGCGAGAUAAGUCAAGAUGGUCAGUACGAACCCUCGUUGAGCGCACAAUUGGUCGGUAAACGGUACGGCCUCUUCGACAAAGCAGACCUCAUUUAUGAAGGGGGGACCGAAUCGGACAUUGUGAAAUGGAUCCAAGACGAGAUGUAA